Messenger RNA from Oppiella nova, 2589 nucleotides. NCBI's taxonomy places the organism in Eukaryota, Metazoa, Arthropoda, Arachnida, Sarcoptiformes, Oppiidae. The record is from the annotation of a GenBank genome assembly.
CCAGAGACCCGGUCUAUGAUGAACAACAACGAGCCGCGCAGUAAAGUAGGACUUCUCGACUAUGAGGUCAACUCUAUCACUAAAGUGCUGUUCGCAGCCGUCGUUAUAUUAGCCUUUGCUAUGAUUUGUUUGAAAGGUUUCAAUGGCCCGUACUUUAGAUAUUGGUUUCGUUUUGUACUUUUAUUUUCGUAUAUUAUACCCAUUAGUCUGAGGGUUAACCUCGAGAUGGGAAGAGUUGUCUACUCUUAUAUGAUUCAACGCGAUAUGGAAAUACCGGGAACACUGGUGCGCACCACUACUAUCCCCGAAGAUUUGGGUCGAAUCGCGUAUUUAUUGACUGAUAAGACGGGAACUCUGACCAGAAAUGAGAUGGUGUUCAAGAAAAUCCAUUUGGGAAAGAUAUCCUAUAGUCCCGAGUAUUUCGAUGAGUUGUCAGCCCUAUUGAGAGCCGCAUAUACGCCACAACCGCCGCAGUCCAACAACUACCAGACCCAUAAGCGCGACAGUUCCACAGCCAGCACCGCCAGCUUUACGGCCCGCCAAUACCAGCCCAGACAUAUGAGAGUGGACUCAUACGAAGUGGACAGGGAUAGCGUCUACAGAGUCCAACAGGCAGUGCUUGUGAUCGCUUUGUGUCAUAACGUGACGCCGUCCUACGAGAACGGAUCCAAUCCCUACUCAGACAGCGUUGACCUCUCCAAACCCCCCAUAGAGUCAGACUCCGUGUCCAUACCACUUAUGCCCCGAGGAAUCACAUACCAGGCCUCCAGUCCCGAUGAGGUGGCACUCGUGCAGUGGACUGAGAAGUUAGGUCUGGCGCUGGUAUACCGCGACUUGACGACAAUGAAGCUCCGGAACCCCAACGGAAAUCUCAUGGGUUUCGAAAUUUUACAAAUAUUUCCGUUCAGUUCGGAAACGAAACGAAUGGGUAUUAUAGUGAGAGACCAGACAAACGACGAGAUUAUGUUCCUAUUGAAAGGGGCCGACUCUGUCAUGUCCUCCAUCAUUGUGUACAGCGAUUGGCUUCAGGAACAGUGCGAUAAUAUGGCGCGUCAGGGGCUCAGGACACUAGUCGUCGCCAAAAAGACACUGACAGACGAACAGUACUCGGAGUUUGAGACCCGAUAUAAUCAGGCGAAGUGUUCGAUGAGUGACCGCAACGCCAAGAUUAGUGCCGUUUUGGCUAAUCUCGAGAAGGAUAUGGAGCUCCUGUGUCUCACCGGUGUUGAGGAUCGGCUGCAGGAAGGAGUGGCGACAACACUGAAGGGUCUGCAGGACGCGGGCAUAAAGCUCUGGAUGUUGACGGGAGACAAACUCGAGACGGCUAUCAGUAUCGCGAAGUCGUCGCAAUUGGUGAAGAAGAUGCAGGAGUUCUACGUCUUCCGACCCGUUAAGAACCGCACGGAAGCGCACCUCGAGUUGAAUAACUUCCACCGCAAGAGCGACUGUCCUCUGGUGAUCCGGGGCGAGGACCUGGAGCUGUGUAUGAAGUUCUACUCGACUGAGUUCAUGGAGCUGGCGUGUCAAUGCCCGGCCGUCGUGUGCUGCCGGUGCUCACCCACACAGAAGGCAGAGGUGGUCAAACUGAUCCAGAACCGGACGGGCAAACGGACGUGUGCUGUGGGCGAUGGAGGCAACGACGUGUCGAUGAUACAGACGGCCGACGUGGGGGUCGGUAUUGUGGGGAAGGAGGGACAACAGGCCUCACUCGCCGCCGACUUCUCGAUACUCCAGUUCAGUCACAUCUAUCGUCUAAUUCUACUGCACGGCCGCUACAGCUAUAAACGGUCGGCCACUUUGAGUCAGUUUAUUAUCCACAGAGGGCUCAUCAUAUCGACACUUCAGGCCAUCUUCUCGUCCGUCUUCUACUUCGCGUCUGUGGCCUUAUAUCAGGGCUUUUUGAUGAUAGGCUACGCCACGGUCUACACGAUGUUCCCGGUGUUCAGCAUCGUUUUGGACAAAGACGUGUCGCCGCGUCUAGUCAUGCGUUACCCCGAACUCUACAAACUGAUGAAAGGGCGGUCCCUGUCGUACAAGACGUUCUUCAUAUGGGUGUUGAUCAGUAUAUACCAGGGUGGGGUCAUUAUGUACGGCGCUAUGUUGCUCUUCAACGACGAGUUCAUACAUGUGGUCGCCAUCACCUUCACGGCAGUCAUUCUCACUGAGCUACUGAUGCUGGCGCUGACGGUGCGCACGUGGCACUGGCUCAUGAUAGUGGCCGAACUCAUAUCCCUGUCCACAUACCUGUUGACACUGAUAGUGGCGCCGCAGUAUUUCGACGAGAAGUUCAUCCAAACGCGUGCUUUCCUAUGGAAAGUGACUCUAUUGACGGUCGUGUCGUGUCUACCCCUCUAUAUCCUGAAGUUCGUGCACCGGAAGAUCGCACCGCCCAGUCAUUCGAAGCUCACCUAAAUUAGUCCCUCACCCCCAACACCCCAGUGGGCGCCCACACACUCACAAGCGAACCCAUUUUGAAUACUUUUUUUUAUAUAACUCAUUGUUUUUCACGCAUAGUUUUAAAUGUAAAUUUAAUAUUUAUUUUUAAUAUUACCCGAACUCUGAUAAACGUAACGAUUGUUAUAAUUAUAA